GAUCCAAUUAAGACGUGCACAUAGUAAGCCAUAGGAUAUCGAGUUGAUCCUGAGGAUGAAGUGGUACCAAGAAGAAAGAGCGAGAUGAGGAAGCGCCAGAGCAAAGUAGGAAGGAGUCACAGAGAAGUGACAGCGCAAACAGGGCAGUUGGCGCCACUUCGGGUUAUGAGCAAAUAAACGCUUUCCUAUUCCCACCCAGAAGGGAGGAGACAGCUGCUCAGGCUACGCGGGACAGGGGCAGAGAGACAGUCCAGAGAGACUGCAGGAUAACGCCCACGGCAGCCCGGAGAUAUCGCUGAGCGCACAAGUAGCUGCCGAGGAGAAAGAAGGAUCUGCGAUCCUGGUGUGUGGAGCCCGGGGCGGUGUCGCACAUGGCAGCACUCGGGGAAGCACUGUGAUAUCGAGCGAUUGUCUUACGUUAUUGGAGCCGAUGGCAUACACAUACACUUCCUCCCCCUCGGGCCCUGUUGGGAGUCAGUAUUGUGUCUGUAGGGUGGAACUCUCAGUCUCCUGCCAAAAUCUUCUGGAUCGGGAUGUAGCUUCCAAGUCUGACCCAUUCUGUGUUUUAUUUCAGGAAGUUAAUGGAAAAUGGUCUGAGAUCGACAGAACUGAAACAACAGUCAACAACCUAAAUCCUGUGUUUGCCAAAAAGUUUACCAUCAACUAUCACUUUGAAGAAGUGCAGAAAUUAAAAUUUGCCUUAUUUGACCAAGACAAGUCAAGCACUCAGCUCUACGAGCAUGACUUUCUGGGGGAAUUCUCAUGCACACUUGGAAUGAUUGUAUCCAGCAAAAAGAUAACACGACCUCUGAUUCUGGGGAACGGAAAGCCAGCAGGGAAGGGAGUCAUAACGGUAAUUGCUCAGGAACUGUCUGAUAACAGGGUGAUAACAUUGUACAUGGCUGGAAGGAAGCUGGACAAAAAGGACCUGUUUGGGAAGUCUGAUCCAUUUUUAGAAUUUUAUAAGCAAGGAGAUGAUGGAAAAUGGAUGCUGGUCCACAGGACAGAGGUUAUAAAGUACACUCUGGACCCAGUAUGGAAGCCAUUCACAGUACCCUUACAGUCUUUGUGUAAUGGAGACAUUGAGAAGCCGAUAAAGGUUGUGUGCUUAGAUUAUGAUAAUGAUGGAGGACAUGAUUUUAUUGGAGAAUUUCAGACCACUGCAAUCAAAAUGUGCGAGUCUCGUGAUUUCCAACCUGUAGAGUUUGAAUGUAUCAAUCCAAAAAAACAAAAGAAAAAACGAAGCUAUAAAAAUUCUGGAAUAAUAAUUAUCAAAUCUUGCAAGAUAACAAGAGAUUACACAUUUCUUGAUUAUAUUCUUGGAGGAUGUCAGCUAAUGUUUACAGUUGGAAUUGAUUUUACUGCAUCAAAUGGAAACCCUAGAGAUUCAUCAUCUCUGCAUCAUAUUAACCCCAUGGGAACUAAUGAAUACCUGUCUGCCUUAUGGUCCGUUGGACAGAUUAUUCAAGAUUAUGAUUCAGAUAAGUUGUUUCCUGCUUUGGGCUUUGGUGCACAACUUCCGCCUGACUGGAAGGUGUCUCAUGAAUUUGCCAUUAAUUUUAAUCCUACAAGUCCCUUCUGCUCAGGAGUGGAAGGAAUAAUCGAGGCCUACUCAGCUUGUUUGCCUAACAUACGGUUUUAUGGACCAACAAAUUUCUCUCCGAUAAUCAACCAUGUUGCACGAUUUGCUGCCCAAGCAACACAGCAAGAAGCUGCAGCACAAUAUUUUAUCCUCCUCAUUAUAACAGAUGGUGUCAUAAGUGACAUGGAUGAAACCCGACAUGCUAUUGUACAAGCCUCCAAGCUGCCCAUGUCCAUUAUAAUCAUUGGGGUAGGAAACGCAGACUUCUCUGCCAUGGAGUUCCUUGAUGGAGACAACCGAGUGCUGAGAUCGAAUACUGGUGAAGAAGCAUCACGUGAUAUUGUACAGUUUGUGCCGUUCAGGGAAUUUCGCAAUGCACCCAAGGAAACUCUGGCUAAAGCGGUUCUGGCAGAACUUCCUCAGCAAGUGGUGGACUAUUUCAAGAACCAUAACCUGCCUCCAAUUAAGUCUGACAGUGUAUAGCUGUUCCUUCCAACUGCCCACAAGCAAUGAGACCUGUAUUCAUUAUUUGUAUUUGCCCACCCUGCCCAAAUGAACGAGUACCUCACUGCUUGCCACAUGGAUGGCAUCUUCCUCAUAAUGGAAAUCUGCAAGUGUGUUUUACAGGGUUGGAGGGAGGGUAGGGGGUAUUUUUAUCUUAUGUUAUUGUCAAUUGGUGAGGAGGUCCAGUGCCAAAUUAUUCAGGGCCACAAUAUGUAUAUUUUCCAUUAAAUAACAGUGUUCAUUUAUUGGUUAAUAGCUAAGUUCUCAAAGCUUAUAGACCCCUCUUUUCUCACAUCUAUUUUUAUUUCUGUUUUAAAUUAUCGUAACUAUCCUUUAAAAAAAGCAAAUGCAUUUUUGUCUAUAUUAAUGUCUUUGUUAUUGUCUUUGACAAAAACUUACUGGUUAAAAAUAAUAAUACAUGCCAACCAGAGGUUGCCACAGAGGGCUAAGGACUGAGCAUCAAUGUCAAAAAAUAUUUUUAAAAAUAACCCCUAGUUGAAUUAAAUAAUAUUGCAAAUAUUUUAACCUACAAUAAAAAUAUAAAAAAUAAAAAUGUAAAUUGUAGAUUUUAAAUGUAUUUUAAAACAAAACUACAUAGCAUUGUACAGUGCCACUAUUAAGCCAUUAAACCUUCUUUGUUAUAUACAACAACAAAUCAGUCAAUCAGCCAUAUUUCAAGCCUUUCUGACAAAUAAGUAUCCACUGUGAAUCUCCUCCUCGUUGUCAUUUAAGCUGGACUUUCAUGUCUGUCUAGAAGAACAAACAGACAUUCUCCCCAAAUUUUACCCUAAGUGGCCUUCAGGUCGAGCCCUGUUGCUCCAGGUUCCCCCAGGGGGCAGCCGCACAGUUUGGGAACCACUAACCAUAAGUUGCAUCAAACUAUACUCAAAAUAAAUAUCUGAACAAACUCAUGUGCAAGGCAUUUUCUGAGUAGCGAUGCUUCUUCACCUCAUGUAUCUGCAAACAUAAUUUGCGGAAAAACAGUACCAAGUGCCAAUAAAUUCUAAAGGUUACACAAGUGCUAAAGACUCAGACGAUUACUGCUAGGCACCAAAGGGGCCAACUGGUAAAAGCAGCUACAUAGUAAUUCUUUGAUUAUGUCAGAGUGACAUGCAUACUUAAAGGUUUAGAUAUUUAUAGUCAAUAUAAGAAGUCAAAUCAAGACCAAGGUUUAUUACAGUGCAUAGAAAUAAUGCUGUGCUGUUGUCUGAUGCAUUUUGUAUGCAAUCAGUAUGCAUCUGUUAGACAUGGGUGAACCCCCAUGGUGGUCUUUCCCUAACCUUCCCUUCUGAUUCCCUAUACAGUAGAAAAGGAAGGGGAGAGGGAAUGAUCAUAAACAUGUAUAAGCCCAACAUCUUAGUACAGGCCAUGCUUGUUGCCUCUUUCCACUGGGAAAAUAAGAACAGGGGAGAUGGCCCAAAAUUUGCCAAACUGCCUGCACACUUUUAUCCCUGUGGGAACUAAAACAUACGGUUCCUCAUCACUAAAUGUGAGGCCAACUUAGUGAGCACAGCCCGAGGCUUUGUGUGUGCAAAACAACAUUCCUAUACAACCAGUUAAGUAGUACCCAUUUAAUGAUAUAUAUAUAUAACAUUUUAUAUAUUUAAUUGUAAUUACAGAGAAAUGAAAUGACACCUCUUUGAUAUGAAUGCUUAUUUCCAGUUUUCAUGGGUAAGAAGAUUUUAGCUUUAGUUUUUUCUAAAUUUAUAACCUGCUGACUGGUGGCCAAAGAGAAGUUUCAACCCAGUACAGUAAAUUGCACACACAAUAAUAAUAGUUACAUUUCUUGAGCUUUAAAGAAAUGCAAAAAUCUAGUAUAAUGUGCCAUUCCAUACCAUAAGUCAGGAUUGUGUUCUGUAAUGGAAAUGGCACUGGGCCUAGGGCUGGCCUCAGCACUGCAGAUAAUAUUUGAAUGAGACACAAGGGAGCCCUUGUAUAAACAAAAGUGCAAUAAGAGUGAUGGGUAGUGUGUUAAUAUGGGAAUAAGUCCUUGUACAUAUAAACUGCCUCAUUGGUCUGUCUUUCUAUAGCUACUUUUGUCGGUUCUGCUUCUGAACUUGUAAUUAUCUAGAGGCUUUUGCUUUUUAAGUCAGUUUCUCUGUAUAUUAGGGCACCUCCUAAAUGUCAUCUUCCCAUAUAGGUGUAUUCAGUUACUAUUCUUUACAUGCCAAAGUUGUGUUGCAAGGAAAGUGGUAGCAGUGCUGGCAGUGACGGAGUCUGAGACUGAUAUAUGGGCAUUUUAUGUACAGAUGUACAUUUCUGUAUAUAGAUUUGUGUGAUUGGCUUUGUGAAAUGGAGGGUACCCAGAACCAUCCUACAGCUUGGCGCCAGAGUAAGAACAUUGCGUUUGUUGCUGCCUUCCCAGGCAGUGCAAGAUUUGACAGCUCCUCCUAUCGGAGGUAAAAUGACAUUUUGUAUAUGUUUCCUCUAUUGUAUUUUGCAGAUCUGAUUUUGGCUUCUUUGUGAAAGCUUUGGUAUUAAUGUAUUUUGUUCCUUGUUAAUUUAUCUAUGUUGGUAUGAUAUUUUGUACAAUAAAUACUUAAAAAAAAUUCUGUUGCAGAAUAAAUUCUUUAAAAUAAUUUUA
Molecule: messenger RNA, 4670 nt
Organism: Xenopus tropicalis (tropical clawed frog)
Lineage: Eukaryota; Metazoa; Chordata; Amphibia; Anura; Pipidae
Gene: cpne2
Product: copine II
Exons: 16
Coding region: 431-2065 (544 amino acids)
Biological process (GO): cellular response to calcium ion
Cellular component (GO): cytoplasm; nucleus; plasma membrane
Molecular function (GO): calcium-dependent phospholipid binding
Source: RefSeq, a predicted model, not a curated record